UUAAAAUUUCACCCUUCUAACCAUUUCUGGUGCGAAAAAUAAAUGAAAAAAAACACACCAGCAAUGGCGAAAUUGCAAAAUCUAACCCCAACAACAGGGAUCAACAAUCUUUCAGUUGUCUAAAGAGAACCUUUUGAUUCCAACCAAACUAUGCACCACAAACACAAUCCUGUUAGCGCCUUCACUUCCACUUUCACUUUCAGUUUGUUUUGUCUUGGUGUUUGUCUUUGACUUGCUUAGUUUCUUUGCUUCCUUAAAAACUCCUUCCUUACCAUGUUUUUCCAUAGCUUCUUAUAAAAACCAUAAAAAUAAAAAGGCUGUAACAUUUUCUUGAACUUUCUUUCAAAUUUCACAGCUUUAAGUUAAAAGUCUUUGUUGGAUACUUGUUAAAAACACAAACAAACUGAAAACUGUUACUGGGUUUGUUUUUUUUCUUUACUUCUUUUGUUUGGUUGCCAAGAAAAAUCCAAGAAGAGGAAGCGAAUGGUUUAUAUAAUAUAUAUAAACUCUAUCCAACUAAUCCAAAUAUAUGUGGACUUGGCUUAUUAUGGAUGCUUUUAUUUGUUUGUCUGUUUUCUUGGACACUGACGUCAAAAGAAGAAAAACUUGAGGUUGUGGUUUAAUUUUUAAGUCUUGUUUUUCUUCUGUUUUCAAGAGUUAUUGGCUUUUGAUGAUUGCUUUUGGAUUUUCAUCUUUUCUCUUAAUGACCGGGUAAUCUCUACUUCAGUUUGAUAAAAAAAAAACUUGCCUUGACUUUGACCAUUGCUUGAGCCUUGAUGGAGAAUACUGGAAGUGGUUCUUUUUUGAGGCACAGAAGAUUAGAGAGCUUCCUUGAUACAAAAUCUGGCCCAAAUGUGAGAGAAACUCCAAAAAUUUCUAGCAAAGAAGUAGCAAGACAAAAGCCAAAUACUGAUGAUUUUGUUGAUGAUGAUGGAUGGAUUUCUACAUUGAUAUCUUGUGUAAGGAUUGUUACAUGUUUCUUGACAAUGAUGGUCACAACAUUCAUUUGGGCAUUAAUCAUGGUCUUGCUCCUUCCUUGGCCUUCCCAGCGAAUUAAGCAAGGAAAUAUUUAUGGCCAUGUGACUGGUAGAUUGCUGAUGUGGAUCCUAGGAAAUCCUAUAAAGAUUGAAGGAAAAGAGUUCUCCAAUGAGAGAGCAAUUUAUAUCAGUAAUCAUGCUUCUCCCAUUGACAUUUUCCUCAUUAUGUGGUUGACCCCAACAGGGAGUGUUGGCAUUGCAAAGAAAGAGAUCAUAUGGUAUCCUCUAUUUGGACAGCUAUAUAUUUUAGCGAAUCAUCUCCGCAUUGAUCGUUCUAAACCUAGUACAGCCAUUCAGUCCAUGAAAGAGGCAGUUCAGGCUGUUAUAAACCACAACCUAUCUUUGAUUGUUUUUCCUGAGGGCACAAGGUCCAAAAAUGGACGACUUCUCCCCUUUAAAAAGGGUUUUGUUCAUCUAGCCUUGCAGUCUCGCCUUCCAAUAGUUCCAAUGGUCUUGACAGGUACUCAUCUAGCAUGGAGGAAAGGUAGCUUACAUGUUCGACCAGCUCCUAUUUCUGUAACAUAUCUCCCUCCGAUAAAAACUGAUAGUUGGACGGAUGACAAGAUUGAUGACUACGUAAAACUGGUACAUGACAUAUAUGUUGAAAACCUCCCUGAGCCUCAAAAGCCUAUUGCAUCCGAAGACACAAAGAACAGUUCCUCAUCAUAAUUUAUGAUGCCUGUUUCAAAAAAAAUACAUAUAUACAUGCAUAUAUAUAUAUAUAUAUAUAUUCAUAAUAAUCAUGUGUAACUUUGCUAAUUCUCUCUAGCAAUUGCUUGAUCGAGUUCAAUGUGCAAUAGGCUUCAUUGCCAAUGGUCUUACAUGAUUGACAUUAUAAUUUCUUAUUCACCCAGUGUAGCAUUUUGUUUUUGGUGUAUGAAUUGUUUAUUGCAUCAUUAACUUAGAUUGAGAGUUAUUUUCCACUUGGGUUUGAGGUUUUUUUUAAGGUAGGAUUUGGAGCUUUCAGAUAUGGACAUGGGAGUGGUUUAGGGCAGGUUUUCAGUGGAAGCAACUAAAAAAUAUAUGCAUGAAAGUAGAGUAUAAGCCCAAUUUUCUUAACCCUCACUUCUUUGAACUUCUGAUAAUGCAGAUCAUCUACUAAUUUUAAAUACGACAUGAUAAAACAAUACAAAAAUAAUAUAAAAAAAUACAUAAUACAAUUUAAAA
Molecule: messenger RNA, 2204 nt
Organism: Durio zibethinus
Lineage: Eukaryota; Viridiplantae; Streptophyta; Magnoliopsida; Malvales; Malvaceae
Product: 1-acyl-sn-glycerol-3-phosphate acyltransferase-like
Biological process (GO): phosphatidic acid biosynthetic process
Cellular component (GO): membrane; endoplasmic reticulum
Molecular function (GO): 1-acylglycerol-3-phosphate O-acyltransferase activity
Source: RefSeq, a predicted model, not a curated record